Molecule: messenger RNA, 873 nt
Organism: Pseudocercospora fijiensis CIRAD86
Lineage: Eukaryota; Fungi; Ascomycota; Dothideomycetes; Mycosphaerellales; Mycosphaerellaceae
Exons: 1
Coding region: 1-873 (290 amino acids)
Source: RefSeq, a predicted model, not a curated record
AUGACGAAGCCAAGCGAUUUCAUAGACAAAUACUCCUUACCGCGCAACGAGAUCGAAAGCGCGCGUCUAGAACAGCAGCAUAGAUUAAUCAUCCAGAACCUAGGAUUCAUCCUCCACCCUCGCAUCGAACAAGCCUCACCAGAAAACGCACGCAUCGCAGAUGUCGCCACAGGAACCGGAAUCUGGAUGCGAGACCUCUCUGCAAAAGCCCCCGAGACCUGGUCCUUCACCGGCCUAGACCUUUCCAACGCCCAAUUCCCACCACCAGACCAGCAAUCACACUGCAACUUCGAAAUCUUGAACAUCCUCGAACCCAUCCCAGAAAAAUUCCUCCAAGCCUUCGACGUCGUCCACAUCCGCUACCUAAUCGCCGCUCUAAAAUCCCACGAAUGGCAAAUCGUAGCGCAAAAUCUCCUCCGUCUUCUAAAACCCGGGGGGCACGUCCAAUGGCUGGAGUCCAGAUUCGGACAUUUCGAAUACCUGCAGAGCGCACCUGGCAACUCGACGUGCCAUCUCAAAAAGCUAUUCCAGAUGAUGCUAGAUUUCGAGGCUUCGGAAGGUAAACUUCUGGCAAAUUGUAUCUCUCCAGGACUGAAGAACACCGUGCAGGAAAGUGGGUUUAUCGAUGUGCAAGAAGAUGUUUUUGCCUCGGAUCGGGUGGCGGAGAAUCGGAAGGAGACGAAUUUAGUCUCUGUGCAGGCUGUUUAUCAGAUUAUUCAGCGGUUCUUAAGACAACGGGGGAUGGGGGAAGAGGAGCAGGCUGCUGUUGAUGAAAUUUAUGAGAAGGCUGUCCAGGAGAUUCAUGAUGGUGCUUAUACUUGGUGGACGAUGCAUUGUGUGACGGCGCGAAAGCCUCUGGACGAUCAGGUGUAG